Molecule: messenger RNA, 3236 nt
Organism: Cotesia glomerata
Lineage: Eukaryota; Metazoa; Arthropoda; Insecta; Hymenoptera; Braconidae
Gene: phtf
Product: protein phtf
Exons: 13
Coding region: 476-2857 (793 amino acids)
Cellular component (GO): endoplasmic reticulum
Source: RefSeq, a predicted model, not a curated record
AGCGAGGUGACACCUAACCGCGAAAUUUUAUUAAUAUUUGCACGGAGAAAAUAAAAAUAAAUAAAUAAAGAAAAGUGGAAGGGGGUGAUUGCAGUGGAUUCAAGAGUGGGGAAUUAAAUACAAAACAUACAUUCUGAUAAUUAUCAGAAUGAACAGCUGGCUUUCACGAGUAGCAGUCCGUGCGUUAGUGUUUUUUUACAUCACUGUAGCUGCAAUAAUUAGUAGUUAAUUUUUCUUUUUUUUUUUUUUAAAUAAAAGUCAUUGUUGCGUUAUGAUAUUGAAUAUUUUAUCAAGCUACCACCAAAGUUCUUGCUGCAUCAACUACCAAGACUAUUUUUAUCAGCUGUCAGUUCAUUAUCGGAGUAUAUUUUGGAAACUAAGUGUUUAAUUAACAAUUUUUACUUAGUAAAUAUUUUAUUAAUUAAAGGUCAAGUUAAUUUUUAGUGGAACGAUAAAUUUUUUGUAAUUUAAAAUAAUGAUGGGAAUGAAUGACUUGAUUUAUUGGUAUCAAAAAAAAAUAGGAACGUAUGACAAACAGCAAUGGGAAAAAACAGUAGAGCAGAGAAUAUUUGGCGGGUUGAAUAAUGUUCCAAUGAGAACAGCCAAGUUAAAAACAGAAUUUAUUGACGUGGAUUUGGUACGAGGAUCUUCAUUCCCAAAAGCCAAGCCAAAGCAUGGACUGAUAACAGUGACCUGGUUGGCUGUCAAGAGAUUAAUUUUACUGCCGUUUUACAAGAGUUGGUGGAUCCAACAAACGAGUUCUAGAAUAUUCUUACUAUUUAUUUUGCUUUACAGUUUACAGAUUUUUAAUAUUAUUAUUUUUAUCGCUGGUGCUAACUUCAAUGACUCUGAUAUUGUAUCGUUGCCUGAAGUUCUGAUGCCGGUGGCGAUGAUGUUCCUCCUCUGUACGGUGCACUCGCAGAUAGUGUCGACGAAUUCAGGCCCUACAAUAUCUACCGGCAUAAACCGGUCACGUGCGCGAAGGUCUCGCCACGAUAGAAUCCGGCCUGGUAAACUGAGACCGAGAAAUCUUCAGCGUGGCCAUCGUAUGGGAAGUGAUAUUAACAAGACUUCGCAAGAGACUGUUUGCUGUGAUAAAAGCAAUGCUAAAAAUUAUUCCAGUGUCUCACCUUCAGUGAGAUUCGCUAAAAAAGUUUGUAUUGAUCCUUCGACUCCCAGACGAGAAAUUCCUAGUUCAUCAAAAGAAUUAGACAAGUCGCGUGUGACUACGUCAACGCCGGUCCAGGAGUCAGUUUUAAAUAGAUCAAGACUAGCUGUUAAUGUUGCGAAUGUUAAUUUAAAUGUUGAUGGCGUGCAUCAGGAUGACGAUGGAUUUGAAAGUUUGAAUGGGAAUGUAUCCAGUGACAAUGAUCGCGCUAGUUUACGGCCUCAAGUUCCCAAUGAUGAAGAGAUUAAACCGGAAGUUGUGACUUCCUCUAGUAGCGAUGAGAAGCUUGUAAAUAAUUCUAGUGAAAGUUCACGUAUCUUAAAUCUUGACGUUUCGAGGACCAACGAUGACAAUUUAGCAGAACCAUGCGAAAGCAAAGAUAUUAAUUCAUCAAAACCAGUGGAGAGUGUAAAGCAAUUUGAGAGUGAAGAAGAAGGUGAGUGUGAAGAAACUGGGACAAAUCAAUUGACUGAAGUAACAACAUCUGCUACUGAAUGGAUGGGAGUUACUACUAACAGUGAUGAAUGUAGUUAUAGCUCGGAUCUUGAUGAGUCCCAGCCUCACAGCGACAGUAAUUACAGUUACGGUGAGUUUGUCGAGCAUCCUUUCUCUUGGGAAUUUGAACUACCGCCUUCUAUUUUAUUGAGCUCAAGUUGUAUGACAUCUGACCGAGUGACUUGCACACUUUGGACGAGAAGAGAAAUAAAAAAAGCCGAAUUAUCGGUUUUGGACAUAAGCUCAGCAAUAAUAGCACGAGCAGAGUCAAUGCCCGAGAGCUUGGAUUAUUUCUACGGAGGACUAGUGCUCUCAAUAAUACUUGCUGUGAUACCAGCGCUGAGAAGACUCAGCGAUCAUUUUGGAUCCGAUACUGGCAAUUCCACCGGGAUUGUUGUAGACUUAGCUCUAAUUGAUUUCAAUAUUUAUGUCGAUUUCUUAAAAGAGAUUAUUGACGUUUCAUUUGGCAGCACUCUCUGGGAACGAAUUGUCGUUCUGAUUUUAUCAUUUGAAAGAUUAAUACUUUCCUGCUUGUUAUUUUUUCUCCUCGCCGUCGCUGAGAGAACUUUUAAGCAGCGAUUACUGUACGCUAAAUUAUUUUCACAUUUAACAUCAUCCAGACGCGCAAGAAAGUCUGAUUUACCACAUUUUAGAUUAAAUAAAGUCAGAAAUAUUAAAACUUGGCUGAGUGUUAGGUCAUAUUUGAAGAGACGAGGACCUCAGAGGUCUGUUGACGUAAUAGUCUCGGCUGUCUUUAUUGUAACACUGCUCUUACUAUCGUUUGUCAGCUUAGAAUUAAUUAAAGACUUAGAAAGCCUACACUCGAGGUACAACAUCGAAGCGCUUCUUUGGAGUUUUACUCUCGGGAUUUAUAUCCUAAGGUUCAUGACUUUGGGCACUAAAAUAAAUAAAAAAUAUCGCAACCUUUCGAUUUUAAUUACUGAGCAAAUAAAUCUUUAUUUACAAAUUGAGCAAAAACCUCAUAAGAAAGACGAACUGACCGUUGCUAAUAGUGUUCUUAAACUUGCUGCUGAUUUAAUAAAGGAACUGGAAAGUCCAUUUAAAAUUUCUGGUCUAUCAGCUAAUCCGUAUCUGUAUACGAUAACUAAAGUUGUACUGCUGUCAGCGCUCUCAGGAGUCCUGUCAGAAUUACUAGGAUUUAAAUUAAAGCUUCAUAAAAUAUCAAUUAAGUAAACCAGUAGUAUUUAAAUUAAAAGACUAGACAAACCUCGGUUAAAAAUAAUAAAUUUACAGAUAUAUAUAUAUUUAGAUGUAUAGAUAAAUAUUUUGGGCAAUACUUUUAAUUAUAAAUGUAAUUAUAAUUACAGUAAUACCCAUAAGGUAAUAUUUAACAAAUGCAAUUAUGUAAAUAGUUAAAGUUGAGUAUAAUCAAUCAGAAAUGUGAUAAGCGCUUUAAGAUUAACGAACUUGAUAAGGAUCUCGCCGUUGUUAAGAGUAAUUGACUAUUAAAAGACAAUUAUUUUAAUCGCGUACCUGACUCGCGUAUUAUUUUACUGUAAAUAAUCACUUGAGAUUAUUAUUAUUGAUAAUAAAUAUUUAAGUAGUCAAUUUA